UUUUAGCGUUGGUAUCUCGGACAGGUUGAGUUUUUUAGCGGUGCUUCAGCAGGUUUCUUUCAGGGCGAGGGGGCUGAGUGAUCCUCCUAGCAUUCGUUUGGGGUCUGUAUUUGAGGUGCUGGCUGACUCUGGGUGGUUGUUGCACACUGUCCUCGGCUUGACAGAGUUCCCCCCUUGUGUUCAUCUCCUUUCUUUUGUGAAUCCGUGUUCAUUACCACUACAGAUUCCGAGCGAAGUGGAUUCCAUUUUUUUUUUUCGUAUUUCAGGUCUCUCCGCCUCUCUCGUUCUCUCUCUCUCUCUCUCUCUCUCUCUCUUCGCUCUCUACCGAUCUUUCCCUCUCUCUCUUUUUCGCUUUUUGCUUGUAUUAGCUCCGAGGGUGCAGUGCGUGGUUUACGGGCCGUUAUCCGGGGGAGAUUCACAGCCUGCACGUAAAGUUAGCCCGACCGAACUACAGCCUGAGAGCAGAGGAACGGUCACUGCCGGGGCAUCGAGGAAUGAAGUGGAACUUUUCUGGCGGUCCUUUGGCUCCGUAAUUGUGCGUGGUGGCGAUUCGAGGCAAAUCAUCUCCCUUGAUCCUGCGUGAACGAGGGCGGAGAGGGGGGUCGGAGUGAGUGGACCCCUCUAUCAGGACAAUGUGUAUUUCCCAAACAGUUUAGAGUAUUCAUGAGGUUACGCAAAUGUGGAGGCAGCAAAAUUACCGUAAUCAAUUGAAGCGGCGAGCAUGCGUCCGUCCACAGCUCUGAUUACCCGGAGAUUAGCCUGAUGUGAAUGUUACAAGGAGAGGAGCUGUUAAAUUGCUGUUGAAUUUGGGUGAGAAGUCUAUGAUCAUUGGGCAAGUGAGUUUGCACAGAGAUAAUAGGGCAGAUCACUGGACUGGGCAAGUGCUGGUGGCACAUUAGCUAUCUGACUCCAACUCCAAGCUGCUGUUUUACAGAAAGACCAAACCUAUAUUACCCAGAAUAAGCAGGCUGUGUCAAAAACCCUUGCAGUUAUUCCUUCCCAAAAAGGAGAAAUCUUCGCGACUAUGGAUGUCCGCUACGGCCAAGACUCGGAGUCCGGAAUGCUGCUGAAGACUGGACUAAAAGAGGGGAAAGAGGGAAAGGAUUCUCAGGGGAACAUUUCAAAAACAUUCCUGAAGGACCAGCAGGAGUCCUUCUCUCCAUCCGGACCAGUGGAAAACUGCGAAAAGAGCCGGACGAGCUCAGGGGAUCCUGACUACUGCCGAAGGAUUCUUGUUCGAGAUGCCAAAGGUUCGAUUCGAGAGAUUAUUCUCCCCAAGGGUUUGGAUCUAGACCGACCAAAGCGUACUAGGACCUCGUUCACAGCAGAACAGCUGUACAGACUGGAGAUGGAGUUUCAGCGGUGCCAGUAUGUUGUGGGACGAGAACGAACCGAACUUGCCCGACAACUUAACCUGUCUGAAACUCAGGUGAAGGUUUGGUUCCAGAAUCGGCGCACUAAGCAGAAGAAGGAUCAGGGGAAGGAUUCAGAGCUGCGUUCCGUGGUCUCCGAGACAGCCGCCACAUGCAGCGUCCUCCGUCUCCUGGAGCAGGGCCGGCUCCUCACCCCCCCUGGCCUGCCAGGGUUGCUGCCCCACUGCGGGAGCUCGUCACUAAGCUCAGCCCUGCGUGGGCCGUCUCUGGGCAUCACCGCAAAUGGAGGCUCCUCCAGCAGCAGUAGCAGCAGUGCGGCUAGCUCAGGCACAGCCGGGGGGAGCCCGCCGCUACCAGCGGUGACCAGUUCGGGGACAGUCACGGGGCUGCAGGGAUCUCCGCCUGCCCACGGGCUGUUUAGCUUUCCUAUGCCCUCUCUACUUGGGUCGGUCGCCUCACGCAUCUCCUCCACCCCGCUCGGCAUGGCCGGAUCCCUCGCAGGGAACUUGCAGGAACUUUCUGCCCGCUACCUGAGCUCCUCCGCCUUUGAGCCCUACUCGCGGACCAAUGGCAAAGAAGUGCUAGACAAGAAAGUUUUGGAAUGAUCACUAGGGGUUUCUUUUUGUCUUUGUUGUUGUUGUUGUUUUGAAAUUAGUUUGAGCUCUGAUUAUCUCUCUCUCUUUUUUUAUUAACUUUCGCCCCUUUUGUCACAUCAUUGCUGUUGUGUUUUUUUCCCUCAUGUCAUCAACCUGCACACUUGAUUCCACUCAGAACUGUAAAAAGGUGGACUCAUACUUUUCAAAAACGAGGAUUUUCAGAGCUUUUUGCACUAAAUCAAAGUUUCUCCAAAUUUGACACAAACGAGAGCUUGAGGAAGGAAUGUAGCAAAAUAUUAUGGAGGGGAAGAGAGAAAAUGCUUUCUGAGGCAAUAUUUUCGGGGCACUUUUUUUCCCGUACAGCUUUUUUGGAGCUGGACAGUUGUAUUCAGAUUAAAAACGAAUCUGAAAACUGCUGGCUAUUAAAUCAGUAGUACAGAACAUAGACCCCCUGAUUAAAAACUGAACUCAAAACUGCUCAUGGUUUCAGUUUGAAGAGCGAUCUAAAUGAGAUUUUUACAUAGCUGGUUUUGCCGAGUCUCAAAUAAUGAAAUAUAUAUAUUAUAUCGGAAUUCAUUUCGAAAAGUUAGCAUACAAUACACAGUCAUACUGUGGCUUUAUAUACACAGUUCACAGUUUGCUCUACCAAGCUAUUAGAUCAGAUGUCUAUACCAUUUUGUAUUCGUUUGGUUAAAGAUGUUCUGACUAAAUCGAAGGAAAAUGCUGUCAGACCGUUAAAUAGUCCAAUAGUCCUGUGUUGUUCUCUACAUGGUUUCUGUGAGGGUGCUCCCCAAAACGAGUUUUGAAGGCAGUCCCAGUUUGUGAGUUUGUAUGUCUUAAAUAUGCAGUUUUUCUCCUCUGUGUGUGUGUGCUGGUACUAAAGUUGUAGUCCUGGUUUUCAUGUGUAGGUGCUUGUUUAAUUGAAAACCUUACGAGAAAAUUUGAAAUGUCAAAGCUCCUGAGUGUCGACAAGAACCUCGCAUUAUCGGACUAGUCGAUUUGCCGUGAGCAGCAAACCCUGUACCAAUGCGGCAAAGUUUUCCUGAAGAAUUCUACGCCCUUUCUAUUAUCAGACAUGAAACGAGGCAGAUCUCUGAUGGACGAACAGGGUACGAUUACUGUAGUAUAAAAGAUUGAAUAACUAAAAUUGUUAUUUUAUUGUAAAUUAUUCACGUCUGUAAUAAAUAGAUCCUUAGUA
Molecule: messenger RNA, 3167 nt
Organism: Pimephales promelas (fathead minnow)
Lineage: Eukaryota; Metazoa; Chordata; Actinopteri; Cypriniformes; Leuciscidae
Gene: vax1
Product: ventral anterior homeobox 1
Biological process (GO): central nervous system development; neuron differentiation; brain development
Cellular component (GO): nucleus
Molecular function (GO): RNA polymerase II cis-regulatory region sequence-specific DNA binding; DNA-binding transcription factor activity, RNA polymerase II-specific
Source: RefSeq, a predicted model, not a curated record